Messenger RNA from Diplodia corticola, 738 nucleotides. RefSeq names its product dienelactone hydrolase family protein. The record is from RefSeq and is a predicted model, not a curated record. Gene Ontology annotation, molecular function: hydrolase activity. The transcript is spliced from 4 exons. Bases 1 to 738 code for a protein of 245 amino acids. Lineage: Eukaryota; Fungi; Ascomycota; Dothideomycetes; Botryosphaeriales; Botryosphaeriaceae.
AUGGCCUCCAACCCGCCCGGAAAGUGCUGCACCACCGGCUUCAAGCACGAGGGUGCUUCUGCCGGCAAGAUUGAAAAGGUUGCUGGCAUCAGCACCUACCUCGCCUACCCCGAGAACAAGAGCACCGAGAACGCCAUCCUGAUCCUGACCGACAUCUUCGGCCAUGAGUUCAUCAACGUCCAGCUUCUCGCCGACCAGUUCGCCGCAAACGGCUACUUCGUCGUCAUCCCCGACCUCUUCAACGGCGACCCCGUCCCCGUCGACAUGCCCGCCGACUUCGAGCUCAUGAAGUGGCUCGGCGGCCACGGCGUGCCGCAGGUCGACCCCAUCGUCGACACCGUCGUCAAGGAGCUCAAGGGCAAGCUGGGCGUCAAGCGCCUCGGCGGCGUCGGCUACUGCUUCGGCGCCAAAUACGUCGUGCGCUUCCUCAAGAACAGCCAGAUCGACGUUGCCUACCUCGCCCACCCGUCCUUCGUUGACGCUGAAGAGCUCAAGGCCAUCCAGGGCCCCGUCAGCAUCUCCGCUGCUGAGACCGACAACAUCUUCCCUGCCCCCAAGCGUCGCGAGUCCGAGGACAUCCUGGUCGACAUCAAGGCUACCUACCAGAUCAACCUCUUCUCCGGUGUCGAGCACGGCUUCGCCGUCCGUGGCGACCUGUCCAAGAAGCAUGUCAAGUGGUCCAAGGAGCAGGCCUUCUACCAGUCCGUUGCUUGGUUCGACCAGUACCUUAAGGCUUAA